Molecule: messenger RNA, 1020 nt
Organism: Exophiala oligosperma
Lineage: Eukaryota; Fungi; Ascomycota; Eurotiomycetes; Chaetothyriales; Herpotrichiellaceae
Exons: 1
Coding region: 1-1020 (339 amino acids)
Molecular function (GO): hydrolase activity
Source: RefSeq, a predicted model, not a curated record
AUGUCUUUGACAAACACACAACCACCAUACCCCCUCCACGACUCGGUCAAGGACCGCCUUCACCCGGAGUACGUCGAAUUCUACAACGAACACAUCAUCAACGCCCAACAGGUUCAUCUGCAACCGGUCUCGGCUUCGCGCGUCGGGGGCAAACUCAUCCCGGGUGGCGGAGAUCCCCUCCCCGUCGGCAAGACCCAAGACAUCGGGCUCAAACGUCAGCAGACUCCGGGCACCGACGACGUCCAGAUCCGAUGUUUCACCCCCGAAGGUGAACCCCCGGCCGCCGGCUGGCCCGUCAUGAUCUACUACCACGGCGGCGGUUGGGUGCUGGGCAACAUCAACACCGAGAACACCGUGUGCACCAACAUAUGCAGCCGGUCGAGGUACGUGGUCGUCACCACCGACUACCGCCUGGCUCCCGAACACCCUUGGCCCGCCGCCGUCCACGACUCCUGGGAGACGGUCCUGUGGGUGUUUGGGCGGGGCAAGUCGGCCCUGUCUCUGGACCUGUCGAACGUGGCCAUCGGUGGUUCGUCCGCCGGCGGGAACCUGGCCGCCAUCAUGACCCACAAGGCCUUGUCGCGCCCGGACCUGAAAAUCAACUUCACCACCCAACUCCUCAUCGUCCCGGUCACGGACAACACGGCCAGCGUGGAGUCGAACCCGACCUACAAGAGCAACGAGUUCACCGCGGCCCUCCCGGCAGAAAAGAUGCUCUGGUACAGACGGCACUACCUGCCCCACGAAAAGGACUGGACCAACCCGGAGGCGUCGCCGCUGUUGUACCCGGCCGAGAACUUUGCCAAACUCCCACCCGCCGAGGUCUUGGUCGGCGAGCUCGACGUGCUCAAGUUCGAAGGUGAGGACUACGCCCGGAAGUUGAGGGAGGCCGGCGUCCCCGCGAACGUACAUGUCAUGCAGGGAAUGCCCCAUCCGUUCUUGGCCAUGGAUGCCGUCCUCGAGGCCGGACGAACGGCCAUUACCAUUCUGUGUGAGAGUUUGACGAGGGCUUUGAAGUAG